AGGAUCAAAUUGAAUCGACCAACGGCAGAAACAAACCAGGAAGAACAACAGGAACGACGUACGUAGAGUCACAUGGCCGUUCUCUGCGCUCCCGUGACUCUUUCGAACAAAUAACAGGGAGACGAGGCGUGCCAUGACUGCUUGCGUUUGUAUUGGCCCCAAAGAGUGUCAUCAUCAGAAACAACACCAUCAUCAUCGUCCACAGCAGGCGAGGGCGGCAGGUCUGUCUUCAGCCCUGUUCCCUUUUACUGCUUCCUCCACAGCCGCUGUGAAACAGGACUUCCUCCUCCGGCCGCUCACAGCGGCUCGUUGACGCUCAGACACGCCGAAGGUGGAAGUUCAGAAACUGGUGAAGUGAAGCAGGAACCUGUGGAACCACUGGUGACAGAUCGGCAGCCAUGUCGAAUGAACACACCCCACUGAUCACCUCAGGGAUGUGCGGCCUGACGGUGAACGCGGUCACGUGUGGCGGUUCGUCUCCGGACGUCACCCCUGACUCUGGACCUGAGCCUCCAAAUAAAAGCCCCCGACAACUGAACACCUUUUUUGGAGUGAUGGUUCCGACCGUGCUCUCCAUGUUCAGCAUCGUGUUGUUUUUGAGAACAGGGUUCGUGGUGGGUCAUGCCGGACUCCUUCAGGGUCUUUUAAUGGUCUUCGUGGCCUACUUCAUUAUAUCUCUAACUAUUCUCUCCAUCUGUGCCAUCUCCACCAACGGUGCUGUUCAAGGCGGCGGAGCCUACUACAUGAUCAGUCGAUCUCUGGGCCCCGAGUUUGGAGGAAGCAUCGGUCUGAUGUUCUUCUUCGCCAAAGUCUUUGCCUGUGGGGAGUACGUUCUGGGUCUGGUGGAGGCCAUGCUUGAUGUGUUUGGUUCAGACCCCGAAUUGUCCGUGUCCCAGGGGGUGAGGGUCCUCCCCCAGGGGUACUGGUACACAGUCCUUUACUCCUCCGUGGUUCUCCUCCUGUGUCUGCUGGUGUGUCUGGUGGGCGCUCACAUCUACUCCCGCACCGCCUUCGUCAUCCUGCUGGUGGUCACCGUCUCCCUGCUGUCCGUCUUCAUCAGCUCCGUCGCCGUCAAACCAUUCAACAUUGUCCUCACUCACCCCGGGCCGGACAACCAGACGCUGCGCUUCAACACCAGCUACACAGGCUUCAGCGCUGCCACCCUGAGGAGCAACCUGGGCCCUGGAUACGCUCUGGACUACACCACCAACACCGUCAUGUCCUUCGCCACCGUGUUCGCCGUCAUGUUCACCAGCUGCACAGGGAUCAUGGCUGGAGCCAAUAUGUCAGGGGAGCUGAAGAAUCCCAGUGUUUCCAUCCCUAAAGGCACCAUCACUGCUGUCUUGUACACCUUCAUUGUCUACGUCCUCCUCUUCCUCGUGGUUAGCGCCACCUGUGACAGGACCCUGCUGAUCCAGGACUACAGCUUCUUCAAGCGGAUCAACAUCUGGCCUCCGUUCGUCACCAUCGGCAUCUUCUGUGCCUCACUGUCUGCUGCCAUGUGCGCGAUGAUCGGAGCUUCGCGCAUCCUUCACGCUCUGGCUCUGGAUCACCUCUUUGGUCUUCCUUUGGCUCCGGCUACCGUCACGUCCAGCUCCGGGAACCCCUGGGUGGCGGUGCUGUACACCUGGGGUUUGGCACAGUGUGUGGUGUUUGCAGGUCAGCUCAACGCCGUGGCAGGUCUGGUGACGGUGUUCUACCUCCUGGCCUACGCCGCCGUAGAUCUGGCCUGUUUGGCUCUGGAGUGGGCGUCGGCUCCGAACUUCAGACCCACCUUCCAGCUCUUCUCCUGGCACACCUGCCUGCUGGGGAUCGUGAGCUGCUUAGUCAUGAUGUUCGUCAUCAACCCCGUGUACUCCUCGGCCAGCAUCGUCCUCCUGCUCCUGCUGCUCCUCUUCCUGCACUACAGAUCUCCCACCAGCAGCUGGGGCUACAUCAGCCAGGCUCUCAUUUUCCACCAGGUGAGGAAGUAUCUCCUGAUGCUGGACGUGAGGAAGGAGCACGUGAAGUUCUGGAGGCCGCAGGUGCUGCUGAUGGUGGCCAACCCUCGCUCCUCCUGUCAGCUCAUCCUCUUUGUCAACCAGCUGAAGAAGGGAGGGCUGUACGUGCUGGGCCACGUGCAGCUGGGGGAUCUGGACGCACUCCCUUCAGACCCGGUCCAGCAGCAGUACAACUUCUGGUUAAGCCUGGUGGACAAACUGGGGGUCAAGGCCUUUGUGGAUCUGACCCUGUCUCCUUCUGUCAGACAGGGAACGCAGCAUCUCCUCCGUAUCACAGGUUUAGGGGGCAUGAAGCCCAACACCCUGGUCCUGGGCUUCUACGACAGCUCCACCCCCGAGGACUUCUUCCUGCAGGACUCCGCCUUCUGUGACUCCUCCGUGGGUCAGAACAGCGACGGAGAGUAUAAUUUUGGGGUGGACCUGCCGUCGUUACAGGCCCACUUCCCCCCCGUGCGACACGUAGAGAGCCCCCGCUGGCUCUCACCGGAGGAGUACGUGGGGAUCAUUUCUGACGCGGUUAAAAUGAACAAGAACGUCUGCCUUGGUCGCUACUUUUUCCAGUUGGAAGGAGAAGGUAAGGACAGUAAGGUGGACGGGUCGGAGCGGACCAUCGACGUGUGGCCUCUGAACCUGCUGCAGCCCGCCAGCCGAGAUUAUGAAGACGUGUGCAGCCUCUUCCUGCUGCAGAUGGCGUGUGUUCUCAACAUGUCCAGCAAGUGGCGCCAUGCCAGAAUGAGGAUUUUCCUGAAUGUGGAGACGGAGUCCAGCGACCAGGGCUGGGUGGUGAACGAGGAGACCUUCAGAGAGCUGCUGAGGCAGCUGCGGAUCAGGGCGUCCAUCAAAAUAGUCCCCUGGGACUCUGUGGUGCAGUACACCACUCAGCAGACGGGGGCACUGUCCGAGAGCUUCCUGACGGCGGUCAACUCUAUGAUCAUGGAGCACAGCUCCCAGGCUGCUGUCCGCUUCCUUUAUUUACCCCGCCCUCCGCCUCACCACAGCCAGGCUCAGCAGUAUGUGGCUCAACUGGAGGCAGUGACCAACGGAUUAGGGCCGACGCUUCUGAUUCACGGGGUCACUCCGGUCACGUACACUGGUCUGUGAGCGCCUGCGUCUGAGCUUCUCCGACUCCCUGCACUUUUCAGCCUCACCUCACCAACAGCUGUGCUGCAAACAGAAAAGUUUCUUCUUCCCAACACAACGUAGCAUCUGAACGACGUAGGACACACGUCUGCUCGGCCCAUGUGGGUUAUAUCCUACGUUUGGGUAACUUUAGCUGACCCACACAUUUAGCCUAGUCAAACACCGUCUUUAAAUCUUUCAGCCUUGUCUCUCUCUGCGGCGCCCCCCUUUGUUGAUAGCACUGUUGCGCUCCACAUUCACGGCACAUUUAAGUGUAUUUAAAGGUAUAUUCUGCAGUAUUGUGGUCUUCGUUUCUCUCUUUUUCUUUUUCUCUCUUUGUCACCAGAGUGCUCAUGGAGCCCUCCAGGGGGUGCUAUCGACACGAGGGUUAGCAACAUUCCUUACGCUGAGUUUACGCAAACAACAUUGUUCUAAAAAUCAUCGCUCAGUCGAAACGAAGAAUACUGACGGCAGAGCUCCCCCUGCCUGUGACGCUCUGUAC
Molecule: messenger RNA, 3621 nt
Organism: Cynoglossus semilaevis (tongue sole)
Lineage: Eukaryota; Metazoa; Chordata; Actinopteri; Pleuronectiformes; Cynoglossidae
Gene: slc12a9
Product: solute carrier family 12 member 9
Exons: 15
Coding region: 399-3101 (900 amino acids)
Biological process (GO): chloride transmembrane transport; potassium ion homeostasis; cell volume homeostasis
Cellular component (GO): membrane
Molecular function (GO): potassium:chloride symporter activity
Source: RefSeq, a predicted model, not a curated record